AUGGCGACGGCUGUACCCGAUGAAGCACUAGUAGCACCCAUAGAAGUGAAAAAAAUCGUGCACACUUAUCCGCUAAUCAGAGAAUCAGAUAUGCCCGAGGAAAUGAAACAAGAAUCAAUGGAAAUGGCAGUGACUGCAUGCGAGAAAUUCGCGGCGAAUAACGAAGCAGCUGCGAAGAUGAUCAAAGAACAAAUGGAUAAAAAGUUUGGGCCGCCAUUUCAUGUCGUGGUGGGUGAAGGCUUCGGGUUUGAAAUCACCUACGAGUGCUCCAAUCUGCUGUAUAUGUUCUUCGGCGGCAACAUGGCGAUUGUCGUGUGGAAAUGCUUGUAAUAAGUAGAGCAUUCAGUUAAAACGUGUACAAGUGUAAUUAUUAUCUCAAAUAAACUCUACUAAUAUAAAA
Messenger RNA from Dalotia coriaria, 400 nucleotides. RefSeq names its product dynein axonemal light chain 4. NCBI's taxonomy places the organism in Eukaryota, Metazoa, Arthropoda, Insecta, Coleoptera, Staphylinidae. The transcript has a single exon. The record is from RefSeq and is a predicted model, not a curated record. Gene Ontology annotation, cellular component: dynein complex. Gene Ontology annotation, biological process: microtubule-based process. The coding region runs from base 1 to 330 and encodes 109 amino acids.